AUGUUGGGAGCCAUUAUCGCCGUGCUCCUGGGUCUUCCCGUGGCUUGGGCACAGAACAGCACUUGCUGUCAAGCUCUCCAAGAUGCUGGUCUUGCCCAUGUCUUGUAUCCCAACUCGACAGACUACGCAAAUCGUACUGUGUCGUACUGGUCUGUCAGUGCGCAACUGGAGCCGAGUUGCAUUGUCCAGCCAACAUGUACCUCUGAUGUGGUCAAAGUGGUAGAUACGCUGGUAAAGGGCGAGAGCUGCUCUUCGACAAAGUUUGCCGUGCGCUCAGGUGGACACACUGUAUGGGCGGGAUCGAACAACAUCAACAAUGGUGUCACAGUCGAUCUUGGCUUGAUGAAGACUGUCACCCUGGAUAAAGAGGCUUCAGUCGCCUCGAUACAGCCUGGUGCAAGGUGGAUGCAUGUGUAUGGCGCUCUUGAUCCCGAAGGCUUUACUGUUCCUGGUGGAAGAGCUGGAAGUGUUGGUGUCGCAGGCUUUUUGACUGGCGGAGGCAAUUCUUUCUUUACUGCCCGCAAAGGUUUUGCUUGCGACAACGUAAAGAACUUCGAGCUCGUAACUGCGAGCGGCGAGGUCAUAAACGCAAACGAGAAGGAAAACCCUGAUCUUUGGACGGCACUGAAAGGUGGUUCCGCCGCAAACUUUGGCAUUGUGACGCGUUUCGACAUGUUCGCUUUCCAGACCGGCAACCUCUGGGGCGGCACAGCAACCUACAACAAGUCGGCCACAGCUCAGCAGAUCGAUGCGUACGUGAAGUGGACCGACAACGUGGAAAACUACCCUGAUGGCAGCUCGAUCAUCUUCUGGAGUUACUUGCCCGUAAUGGCCGACAUCGUCAUCCUCGCUGCCUACGAGGAUACCCAAGGCAACGAAGCGCCCGCUGGGUUUGACAACUUCAUGGCCAUUCCCCGCAUUGGCGACACCCUGCGAGUCGACAGCCACAAAGCGCUGACAGACGAGCUCGAGCAAGCCACUGGCUAUCGCGACAUCUGGUUCACCAUGACCUUUGCCAACGACGCCGAAAUUUUCACCAAGAUUGUCGAGCUCAAUGAGGAGUUCGUCAACGAGUGGAAAGCGAACAACGACCCGGACUUCAUUACUCAAUGCAUGUUCCAGGCAAUUCCCACGAUCUUCUCCAAGCACAGUGUUGAACGAGGCGGCAAUGUCAUGGGACUUGACAAGGAAGACAGGAACGGCAUCAUGCUGCUUUUCGACAUCGCCGUCAAGACUGCUGAUCAAGAAGCCGUCGCACGUCCGCUUCUGCGCUCCUACGCCGAGAAGAUGCAAGACUUUGCGCGCAGCAAGGACGGUCUUCUCAAUUGGCAGUUCAUGAACUACGCCGACGCGUACCAAGACCCGUUGGCGAGCUAUGGCACAGAAAACGUGGAGAAGAUUCGGGCUGCGGCGCGCAAGUUCGACCCCAAGGGUAUUUUCCAGACAAAGGCUCCAGGAGGAUUCAAGAUCUCCAAGGCAGGUUCCGCGACUGGUGGCGGCAGUGGUGGAGUGGAGACGAGAGCGCUCUUCGGCAAUGUCGAAGCAGAGCUUAGCGCUAUUGCAAACAUGAGCGAUUCGUAG
Messenger RNA from Parastagonospora nodorum SN15, 1581 nucleotides. RefSeq lists its product as hypothetical. The record is from RefSeq and is a predicted model, not a curated record. Gene Ontology annotation, molecular function: FAD binding. The transcript is spliced from 4 exons. The coding region runs from base 1 to 1581 and encodes 526 amino acids. Lineage: Eukaryota; Fungi; Ascomycota; Dothideomycetes; Pleosporales; Phaeosphaeriaceae.